This is a messenger RNA of Penicillium nucicola, 561 nucleotides long. RefSeq names its product AAA-ATPase Vps4-associated 1 family protein. The coding region runs from base 1 to 561 and encodes 186 amino acids. The record is from RefSeq and is a predicted model, not a curated record. Gene Ontology annotation, biological process: vacuolar transport. The transcript is spliced from 4 exons. Lineage: Eukaryota; Fungi; Ascomycota; Eurotiomycetes; Eurotiales; Aspergillaceae. Gene Ontology annotation, cellular component: endosome.
AUGUCAUUAACAAAUGUCUAUCAUGUGCGCCGCGUGGCGGAUACCUCCGCAAAAGCAUGCCUGAUUUGCUAUAAGCCAUCAACCAGCGUAAUGAUCACUCCAGACAACAAGGACUUCUUCUACGUGUGCCCCGCACACCUGCAAGACCGGCACUUCUGUUCACCAAUAAUCGACACAGAAGGCCAAGCAGCGCGUGCCAAAGAAGAAGCAAUGGCCAAAGAAAUUGAAAAGGUCAAAAAUGAGUACGAGGAGAAGCAGCGACGAAAGAAAGAGCGAGAAAAGGAGUCUAAAAGCAAAGACGAUCAAGAGAAGAAAGACAAGGAAAACCCCAAUGUUUCAGAGACAAAGGAUGAAAAGGAGAGGGAUGAAAAGAUUGCUUCUAUUCAGAAGGGCACUGAACCAGAAAAGAAAACGGACGAUUCACCUCGUGUUUUUGCUUUGCACAAAAAUUUCUAUCAGAUGCGCAUUGACCGGUUACGCAAUAUUGAACUGGGAAAGCGGAAUCAGGAAAGACUGAAGAACCCCUCAUUGUUUCCCUCUGUGCCAUCUGGAAACCCUUAG